Molecule: messenger RNA, 1516 nt
Organism: Dermacentor albipictus
Lineage: Eukaryota; Metazoa; Arthropoda; Arachnida; Ixodida; Ixodidae
Gene: Pmm2
Product: phosphomannomutase
Biological process (GO): protein N-linked glycosylation; mannose metabolic process; GDP-mannose biosynthetic process
Cellular component (GO): cytosol
Molecular function (GO): phosphomannomutase activity
Source: RefSeq, a predicted model, not a curated record
AUGAGGGCGGUUUGUGUAAGUAAAGCAGGAGCGGCUUAAAACUUUUUUUUUUUUUUCGAAUGCGCUGGAUAUCGACAUGCGUGUUACUCAAAAGAAAACAUGGGAUUUCUUGCUUCGUGCUUGAAAUCCAUAUUCUCGAGAGCCGGGAAAACGUGAUACACGUUGUGUGACAGAUGCCAAGUUCGUUCUUUAUUCUAUGCAAAUGCUGCCUACGUGCUGACCGUGCACAUGCACGCGAGCCGGCUGUAAGCCGCAGCUCAAGUCGAGUCGGUUUCGCAGCGGCGCAUUUGACGUGGCGAGUACUAUCGUAUAUUGCCUACUGCAACCUUUACUCGAGUGCUGACGGUACGCGGUUUUCUGUGGCGCUUCCCGUCUUCCUCAAUGCGCCGUGAGGAACUCUAUUAAUAUUGAUUUAGCUAUAGCAUCAACUCACGGAGAAUGGCUAAGCUGCCGGGAACAGUGUUUCUCUUUGAUGUGGACGGAACAUUGACUAAGAGCAGGCAAGUGAUCACCAACGAAAUGUCCGAGUUUCUUCAAAGACUGAAGCGUGAUGUCGCCGUCGCUCUUGUCGGUGGUUCGGACCUGGUGAAGAUAGAAGAACAAAUGGGAGGUCCAGGUGCCGUAGCCGAGUUUGAAUACGUGUUUUCGGAAAACGGCUUGGUCGCCCACAGGAACGGUAAACUGAUCGGCAAGCAGAGCCUACUUAACUUCAUGGGAGAGGAGAAGCUGCAGAAACUGAUCAACUUCUGCCUCCGCUACGUGGCCGACUUGACUUUGCCCCAGAAGCGCGGAACUUUCGUCGAGUUUCGAUCGGGCAUGCUGAAUGUGUCGCCAAUUGGCCGCAAUUGCAGCCUCAGCGAACGAAAUGCCUUCGAAAUGUACGACAAAGAACAUGGCAUCAGAACGAAAUUCGUGAAGGCUUUGCGGGAAAACUUUGCCGAUUACAACCUGCAGUACUCCAUCGGAGGACAGAUCAGCUUCGACGUUUUCCCGCGCGGUUGGGACAAGACUUAUUGCCUUGACCAACUUGUUCGAGAUGGCUACAAGGCUAUACACUUCUUUGGCGAUAAAACCGACGAGGGUGGUAAUGACUAUGAAAUCUACGAAGACCCCAGGACCGUGGGACACUCUGUGAAAUCUCCAGAAGACACCAUGGCGCAAGUAGAGAAAACACUGUCAUCUGUGAAGAAGUCGGCGUAGGCAUUAAGGCGCUGCGUGUUUCAGGCUGAAAAAGAGAAAAUUAAUUUUUGUCGUGACAGACUUUAGGAGAAACUCUGUGAUUGCAUUUUAAUUCCAUGUUGCACUGCUAGCUAACAAUUUCAGACCAGCCUAAUUAAUAGCAUUUUGUUACUCGUAUGUUGUAACCCUGCAAUUGUAUGUUAAUUAUAGCCCUCAGCGCUCGACCUGUCCUUUCUUACUUGCCCCUUUGGCGCAACAAUGUAUUCUUUUGAAUUCAGGGAUAGAGGUUCUUUUCCAAAUAAAGUUCUGUAAAGUGUGCAGUGAUUCAUAACUGCUA